CUUCUCAAAAGAACCGUAACCCUAGUAAGAGGGGUGAUUGUUAAUAUUAUAUUAUUAUUAUAUAUAGUUCAAAUCUUACAGAUGGCGAAUGCAGGCAGGAGAGCAAUGCAUGGCAUUUAAUUCAUAUUUAUAAGUGUAUAUUAUUGUGUAGCAAACCAAUCGAUUGUUUUGUUUUGUGUUGUUUUAGUCUUUGUUUUAAGUUUAAAAAAAAAAAAAAAUGGAUGUCUUAGCUAAAAAGAUUGCCACGGUCACGUGCUCAGGGGAGAUUGUUAAGUGUAUGCAGGGAUCUCCAGAUCCAUGGGCUAAGGCUCAGGCGUAUGUGACCAGGGCAAUACAGGAAAAAUGCAUGUCUAAAGCAAAAGGGAAAUGUGCACUGGUUUUUGCUGCCUGCUGGAUAGCAGAACAGUAUAAAACUCUAGCGGUGCAGAAGGAGAAUCUGGAGGAAAAGAUUCUUUAUUUGAAUGAUACAAUUGAUUCUCUGAAAUUUUCUGUUGAAAAUGCUGCUGCUAUGUCCAUUAGCAACCAGCAAACAAUGGCAGAAAACAAGAAGGAGAUUGCGCAGCUCAAACAGAGGCUGAGAGAUGCAGAGGGCACCAUUAAAAGUUUGGUUGCAACCUCAACCAGCAAUGUAGGGGCUGAUAAUUCAAAAUGUAUAUCAGAGAUUAAAGGGUUAAAAACUCAGUUAGGAGCAAGAAGUCCUGUAUCAGUGGUUAAUGGGCAGAAUAAUACUAAAAAGGGUAGAGAUCUGUCUGUUAAUGAAGGCAGUAGGAAAUGUGAAACUGCAAGUGAAGGUAAUGUGACUAGUUUAGAAUGUACUAGUCAUGCCAGGCCUUCUAAAUUGAUUUCUAAUUGUGCCGAGUACAGGACUGAUAAACUGAAAGACAACAGUCCAGGAAAACAGGUUUCUAACCCCCUGCAAUCUAGGAAACAGCAUAACAAGGAAAGGGUGUCUGCAAUACAGGCUUCUCUCCCUGCUAAACAGACUUGGAACAAUUCAGAUAAAAAACAUACAGAAAAGAAACUAUUUAGGUGCUAUGUGUGUUCAAAAGUUGGGCACAUAGCCAGGUAUUGUACCCUGAAACACUAUUGGAAUGAUAAUAAUUGGUACAAUGAAAGAGAGAAUUGGAAUUCCUCUAGGUGGGGAUUUCAAAAGAAAAGUAGGAAUGGGAAUUCAUGGAUCCCAUAUCAGGUUCUUAAAACUCAGAAAGAAAGGCUGAGUGCAGAGAACUCUAGUCUCCAAAAGGCAUGGGGAGCAUUUAAAAAAGAGUUGGAAAGUAUCCAAUUAGAACUUUCUCAAAUUAAAGGAAGAAGGGCUAAUGAGAAUAGAGGAAAACAAAAUGUGAAUAUGCCCUAACGUUUUCCCUUCACCAAGUUUAUAUUUUACCGGAUAAACAAGGAUUCAAGAUUAUGUAAAGGAGAAGUCCGUGCCUUACCUUGUCCUGUGGAAAAAAAAAAAAAAAUUAUAGAGGACCUUAUUUGUUUUUUUUUCCUUUUUACACAGAAGGAGAAGCCUCUAGAUUGGUUUGGUACAGUCAGGUUAUACAAAUUCAAAAACAUUUUUGGUUUUUAAUAGUUAGAAUGACCUGCACUGUAGGGAGUAAAAUGGUUGCUGCUUUAGUUUAGUAAGAGAGUAAAAAGCACUGAGGCACAAUUUGAAUUUUAUUUUUGAUAUGAUUUGCCUGAGUCAGAUUUUGUUUUUUUUCACUCUUUGUAUUAGCAGCAAAACGUUUGUGACAUUUUUACAUAGAUUGCAUGCUGCUUGAUAACCUCGAUAUAUGUUGUGUAUUUCUGUAUCAAAGCAGUAUUCAGUCUAUAGUUUUUUUUCUCCAAAGUUUGUCUUUUGUUGUUUUUAUCUUGAGUUUGAUGUUUGUGUAAAAUCUUCAAGGUGGGGUAUUUUAAAACCAAUUCACUUCACUAGUCUGCAUUAUAGUUACCAAUCUGGUUUCUAGUACUUUGUUUAUGUUUAUGGUCUGUCUGUCCAAAACAA
Molecule: messenger RNA, 1987 nt
Organism: Xenopus tropicalis (tropical clawed frog)
Lineage: Eukaryota; Metazoa; Chordata; Amphibia; Anura; Pipidae
Exons: 2
Coding region: 218-1354 (378 amino acids)
Molecular function (GO): nucleic acid binding; zinc ion binding
Source: RefSeq, a predicted model, not a curated record